AUGGUCGACUUUACUGGUGCGCAGACCGCCAAUGUAAAGCCCAAGGAAAUUGACAAGUGCAAGCAGCUCGCCAAGAGUGCCCUCGCCGGGGGCGAUGCCGAAAAGGCUACACGCCUCCUGCAGAAGGCGAAGCGCAUGUGUCCAACGGACACAUCCAUCGACGAACUGAUCGCAGCCGCACAGGUUGCCGGUGCCUCUGCAGGGGCCUCCUCGCCCUCGGCCAAGGGCGACUCUGACGGAAAUCCCACUGCCUCCGAGGGCUUCCGCCACCGCGCCUCGGCGACGUCGACCUCGUCAGGGGCCUCCAGCAACGUUCGCACGGGCAAGGAUGGCCGCCAGUACACGACGGAGCAGAUGCAGCUCGUUCAGCGGAUCCUGCGCACAAAGGACUACUACGACAUCCUCGAAGUGCCCAAGAAUGCCAACGAAGAUGUUGCGAAGAAGGCAUACCGAAAGUUGGCGCUGAAGCUGCACCCCGACAAGAAUCGCGCCCCCGGAGCUGACGAGGCUUUCAAGAAACUCUCGAAGGCCUUCCAGUGCCUCACGGAUCCCGAGAAGAAGCAAGUCUAUGACACUUACGGUGACGAAGAACGAAUUCCACAACAGCAGCGGCAUCACUAUCAGCAGGACUUCAUGACUCCAGAGGAUCUCUUCGCGGCGUUUUUCGGCGGAGGCCCCGUCUUCCACCAACAUCAGCGUCACCAUGCACAUCAUCAAGACGAUGGACAGGUGCAGCGGAUGCAGAUUUUCCAAGCGCUGCCAGUUCUGCUGCUGGUGCUUCUCACCCUCUCCAACUUUGGCAAGGACUCUGGAGGCGGCCGGUUUUCCUUCCAAGCCAACAAUGCCUACCGCAACGAGCGGAGUACGGCCACGCUCAACGUGCCAUACUACGUGACAGACGAUUUUGAGGAGCAUUACAGCGAAGGUACACGAUCCCUGGCGGAGUUCGACAGGCAGGUGGAGAUAUACCACAUACGGAACCUGGGCUCGGAUUGCGACUACCAGGAGAAGACCCAGUACAAGAAGGUCCUACAGGCCAAAAGGCGGAGAAACGAAGAAGAGCUGCAAGAAGCUCGGAACCUUCCUCGGCCGGCUUGCAAGGAGCUCGAGCGGGUGAAGAAGAAGUUUCCGAACCUCUUCCGCUCCGCCAUGUACAUGGGCGGAUACUGA
Molecule: messenger RNA, 1170 nt
Organism: Symbiodinium natans
Lineage: Eukaryota; Dinophyceae; Suessiales; Symbiodiniaceae
Source: the annotation of a GenBank genome assembly